Molecule: messenger RNA, 1227 nt
Organism: Closterium sp. NIES-65
Lineage: Eukaryota; Viridiplantae; Streptophyta; Zygnematophyceae; Desmidiales; Closteriaceae
Source: the annotation of a GenBank genome assembly
AUGGCGCGAGCCAUCUGGUCCAUGAUUAACGACAAGGAACUCGCACCCCCAGUACCUGAUAGUGUCUGCUCCCAUUGCCUUCCUGCGUCCAUCUUCCGUGCGCCGCAGCUCAUCCUCCCUUUCCUGAAUCUCAUCCACCCCUUCCUGGAUGUCAACAUCAAGUACUUCGACCUGGGCCUGCCUCACCGCGAGGCCACCAACGACCAAGUCACGAUCGAGAGCGCACAAGCAACGCUCACCUCCCCUUCGGUUGAUUUUCACUUCCCCUUCCCGUCCUGCCUGCUCUGCUCUGAUUGUUACGAAGAGAGGGUGCGGGAAUUCGGACUCAAGGCCAUGUGGAAGAGCCCCAAUGAGAAUUCUCACAAGUUCUUUCAUCCCUCCAUCCAUGCUCUUCCUUCUCUUUCUCUUGCAGGCACCAUUCGCAACAUACUGAAUGGCACUGUGUUCCGGGAGCCAAUUCUCAUCCGCAACAUUCCUCGCCUCGUGCCCUCAUGGACACACCCUAUAGUGAUCGGCCGGCAUGCCUUCGGGGAUCAGUACCGAGCCACAGAGAUGGCCAUUCCGGGUCCUGGCAAACUCAAGCUCGUCUAUGAAACCCCUCAGGGCACCAGUCAAGUCUUGGACGUGUACGACUUUAAAUCGCCCCCUUCCACCAGCAUCGCUGGCGGGGAUGGGGGUGGCAGCGGUGUGGCACUCGCUAUGUUCAAGGACAUAUUUCAACAGGUGUACGAGAGCAAGUGGAGGGAGCGGUUUGAGGCAGCAGGGGUGUGGUAUGAGCACCGGCUGAUCGAUGACAUGGUGGCCUUCUGCCUCAAGAGCCUGGGGGCGUUCGUGUGGGCGUGCAAGAACUAUGAUGGGGACGUGCAGAGCGACAUGUUGGCUCAGGGUUUUGGCUCCCUUGGCCUCAUGACCAGCAUUCUGGUGUGUCCGGAUGGGAAGACAGUGGAAGCGGAGGCGGCGCACGGCACGGUGACGCGGCACUACCGCGUGCAUCAGAAGGGCGGGGAGACGAGCACCAACAGCAUCGCCUCCAUCUUCGCCUGGUCCAAGGGGCUCGCGCACCGUGCCUCUUUGGACGGCAACAGCAGGCUCGCGGCAUUUUGCAAGCAGCUGGAGGCGGCGUGUGUUGACACGGUGGAGAGCGGUGGAAUGACCCGCGACCUGGCCCUGCUGGUGCAUGGGAACAAGUGUGUUGAGUCUUUAGCUAGUCAGUUACUUAUGACAUAG